AUGUUUGUUAUAUCUGUAAGCGCAAUGUUUGACAAAAUGACACUAGGAACUACUCUGUUAUGCACCAUAAGGUUAUACCUCCAAUCUCCUCUGACCUUAAUAAAGUGUCCAGCCCGACAGUUGUCAAUGUCAAUGAAUGUGGGCGGCAGUGGAGGCAGAUUUGCAAGCUUGUCUUCGAGGCACAGACCAAGUGUUAUAGAGGUAACUAGCCCUCCAAUGCAGAAAGACGUAGACCCUCUUGCACACAAAGACUGUAUAUGCGACAAGAGGAACGUGCUGGCAUUGAUCUUAUGGUUAGGAGUGAAGGUACAAUGCAGGAGGAACACUUCUUUAGAAUUAACCUUGUUGUUGUUGAUCCUCCCAAAAAUAAUGUUGGAGAUGACGCGGUGA
Vicia faba (fava bean) is the source of this 390-nucleotide messenger RNA. Lineage: Eukaryota; Viridiplantae; Streptophyta; Magnoliopsida; Fabales; Fabaceae. The record is from the annotation of a GenBank genome assembly.